Messenger RNA from Penicillium oxalicum, 960 nucleotides. RefSeq names its product signal recognition particle receptor subunit beta. Bases 1 to 960 code for a protein of 319 amino acids. The transcript is spliced from 2 exons. The record is from RefSeq and is a predicted model, not a curated record. NCBI's taxonomy places the organism in Eukaryota, Fungi, Ascomycota, Eurotiomycetes, Eurotiales, Aspergillaceae.
AUGUCCAGUCAAGCUGGUUGGGACUCGGUCAGGGGCAUUGCGACCCUGUUGCUGAGUGGAAACUUGACAGCCAUUGUCAUUGCUGUGACUGUGGCCUUUGGUGUGCCCAUCCUGCUGCACUAUUUCUUUUACCGCGCCGCAGCAUCGCCGCCGUCAAGCAACUUUCUCUUGCUGGGGCCCAGUGGUGCGGGCAAGACCGCUUUCACCACCUUGCUCGAAGCCAAGUCUUCUCUAGCUUCCACAACAACUCCGAGUACACACACGUCGCAAACUUCCACGCUCAUCACGGUCACUCUACCUCCCAGCGUUCCAACCGCGUCCAACCGAUACCGAUCCGUCAAUGAUCCUUCUUUGAAGGAGGCCUCGCGCAACCCAAUCAAGUACCGGUUGCAAGACACUCCCGGCCAUGGCAAGCUUCGCGCAUCCCAAGGCAUUGCAGAGCUUCACACGAUGGCCACCUCGAGUGACAGCAAGAGCAAGCUUCGGGGGGUGAUCUUCAUGGUCGAUACUGCUGCACUGGUGGAUGAGGCGGUACUCCGCGAUACUGCUACAUAUCUCCACGACGUCCUUCUUGUGCUUCAAAAGCGGUCACUGGGCAAGGGCCGCUCAUCAACGAAACGGGCAGCUGAGAUUCCGGUUUUAAUCGCGGCAAACAAACAAGACCUCUUCACGGCUCUACCGCCGGGGUCGGUGCGAGAGAAGUUGGAGGCCGAGAUUGACCGGGUUCGUAAGUCCAAGACCAAGGGUCUGUUGGACGCGAGCAUGGAUAGCGCCGAAGUGGAUGAUGGUGAGGAUGAAGUUCUGGGCGACGAUGAUGCCCAGGGCGUCUUCACGUUCAGGCUCAUGGAAGACGUGGGUAUCAAGGUUGAUGUGACCGGCGGAGCUGUGAAGGGUGAUCCACAGGAGGCGGUGGGCUCUGGGGUGCGCCGAUGGGAAGAAUGGAUUGGCAUGUGUUUAUGA